CCAUUAUUGCUCUAUAUAUGUGUGUGAAGAGUGUAUAAAAGAAAGAAGAAAGGGCAGCCCGCCAUAACAGCUGGUAAUUUGGUACUGCAAGAUGAAGAGAGUAGAGCUUGUGUUCAUCCCGAGUCCCGGAAUGGGUCAUCUCGUUUCCGCUAUCCAGUUUUCGAAGCGAUUGCUUGAUCGAGAUGACCGUUUCUCAGUCACGAUUCUCAGCAUCAAGCGAGGAGAUGUAACCAAAGCCGAUGCGUACAUAGCCUCGAUUGCUGGUUCCGAUUCCCGUUUAAAAUUUAUCCAUCUUCCUCAUGUAGACCCUGACCCACCACCCCAACAAAAGCCUGUUGAGAAAGACAACACCCAUCGCAUACAGAGCCAAAAUGAUCUUGUCAAAGAAGCUAUCCUCAACCAUGUGUUGCCAACUACCAUUCCACUUGCAGGAUUGGUGGUUGAUAUGUUCAAUUCCUCCAUGAUCGAUGUGGCUCAUGAGCUUGGUGUCCCGUCUUAUGUGUUUUUCACAUGUAAUGCUGCCUUUCUUGGCUUCAUGCUCUACCUUCCAACUCGACAUGACCAGGUGGGCAUCCCGUUUAGAGAAUCGGAUCCGGAUUCAGUCAUCGCGAGUUAUGUUAACCCAGUUCCUUCUAGUGUUUUGCCUUCGUUUGCGUUGGAAAGUUCGAUCGUCGUCAAAGGCCAUGGGUACCUCCCCAUGGUAAACCAUGGUAGAAAGUUUAAAGAGGUCGAUGGGAUUAUUGUCAACACGUUUUACGAGUUGGAAACCCAUGCGGUAAAUUCAUUUUUGGAUGAUAAAACGCCUCCAGUUUACACGGUGGGGCCGGUGAUUGACCUCGAGAAUAAGAAUCAUUCGGGAGUUAAUCAGGUCAAAUACGAGGAGAUCAUGAAGUGGCUUGAUGAUCAACCUCCAUCAUCGGUGGUGUUCCUGUGCUUUGGAAGCUGGGGGACCUUCAGUGUACCCCAGCUGAAAGAGAUCGCACUUGGGCUCGAGCGGAGUGGCCACCGAUUCCUGUGGUCAAUACGGUUGAGAACCUCAAAUGAUAGGUUUGCCCCGCUUACGGAUUCCCCGAAUCUGGAGGAGAUAUUGCCCCCGGGGUUCCUGGAAAGAACGAGAGAAGUUGGGAUGAUAUGUGGUUGGGCUCCACAAGUGGAGGUGCUGGCCCACAAAGCCAUCGGAGGGUUCGUGACACAUUGCGGAUGGAACUCGAUCCUGGAGAGUGUGUGGUAUGGUGUACCGAUGGCCGCAUGGCCAAUGUACGCGGAACAGCAAUUAAAUGCAUUCCAGAUCGUGAGGGAUCUGGGGCUGGCAGUGGAAUUGAAGUUGGAUUACAGGCGUGAUGGUGAGCUUGUGAUGGCUGAGAAGAUAGAGCAAUCGGUGAAAUGCUUGAUGGAGCCUGAUAUCGAGGCGAGGAAGAGGGUGAAAGAGAUGAGCGAGAAGAGCAGAAAGGCUGUGAUGGAGGGUGGAUCUUCGCAUGCUUCACUUGGACGGUUGAUCGAGGCUCUAUCUGUUGCUGUCGGCAAAUAAUAUGAUGCCUGGGAAGUG
Juglans regia (Persian walnut) is the source of this 1546-nucleotide messenger RNA. RefSeq names its product anthocyanidin 3-O-glucosyltransferase 2-like. Gene Ontology annotation, molecular function: UDP-glycosyltransferase activity. The transcript has 2 exons. NCBI's taxonomy places the organism in Eukaryota, Viridiplantae, Streptophyta, Magnoliopsida, Fagales, Juglandaceae. The record is from RefSeq and is a predicted model, not a curated record. The coding region runs from base 92 to 1528 and encodes 478 amino acids.